AUGCGGCUCGAUGAGCGGCACGUUCCGUACUUACAGAUGGCCGGAUUAUACCAUCUUGCGAGACUGAACGACAGAUGGUUCCGACUAGACGAGCCGCUUGUGAGUGCAUUCGUCGAGAGGUGGCAUCCGGAGACGCACACUUUCCACAUGCCUUUCGGGGAGUGCACCAUCACACUUCAGGACGUGGCGUAUCAGUUGGGUUUGCCAAUGGACAGACAUUACGUCAGCGGUUGCCUUACGAAUUUCCACGUAUACAUACAGGGUGGCCGGCCAGCUUGGCAGUGGUUCCAGGAGUUGCUCGGUGUGUUACCUCCCCCGAGCCAAAUUCAAAAGUUCGAUGUGAACUGCAGCUGGUUCCAAGAGACCUUUGAAGAGUGCCCCGAGGGGGCCGAUGAGGCGACAGUUAGGCGCUUUGCCCGUGCCUAUAUCAUGAUGUUGUUGGACACCCAGCUGUUUGCAGACAAGUUCGGCAAUCGUAUUCACAUCAGAUGGCUACCGUACGUGGCUAGGCUUGAGGAGAUGGGUGGCUACAGUUGGGGGUCGGCGGCGCUUGCAUGGUUGUACCGGUGUAUAUGUCGAGUGGCCAACAGACAUGUCGUGAAGUUAGCUGGGCUAUUACAGUUACUUCAGUCUUGGAUCUUUUGGCGGUUUCCUAGAUUUUGGCCCGAUGGGUAUGAUUCGUUUAGCUGGCCCCUGGCAUCCAGGUGGUCAGGUUACAAUCCUGGCGUUAGCGAGAAGGGACCUCGGGUGCAGAUGACUCGGCUGAGGAUCGACAUGUUACAGCCUAGGGAUUUUAUAUGGAUGCCAUAUAGCACACCCGACGUCGUCCAGGUUGUCCAUCCGGAGGUGUUGGAGCCUCGUCAUACGGCCUUAUGGCGUUCUGUGACGUCGCUGAUAUAUUUUGCGGUGGUUGAGUGGCACCAGGUUGAUAGGGUGUUACCUCAGUUUGGAGGCGUACAUGCUUGUCCCCGUCCCGCCCUGAACAUCGACUUCUUGAUGUCGAAAGAUGGUAGAGGGGGUGAUCGUUGA
Molecule: messenger RNA, 1029 nt
Organism: Arachis stenosperma
Lineage: Eukaryota; Viridiplantae; Streptophyta; Magnoliopsida; Fabales; Fabaceae
Product: serine/threonine-protein phosphatase 7 long form homolog
Exons: 3
Coding region: 1-1029 (342 amino acids)
Biological process (GO): meristem maintenance; meristem development
Source: RefSeq, a predicted model, not a curated record